AUGCUCGGACGAUUAAUUUCCCCAUCGCUAGCUAGGCGUUCUGUUGUAAAUGCCUAUACCAUUCGCCGGCCAGCGUUAGUUUUAAGCCUCAGAGCAUAUUCUUCUGGCACAGAUGAAGAGAAGAGGAUAUAUGAGAAGUUGUCCAAGGCAUUCAACACCACUGAUCUCAGGGUGCAGGAUGUCUCUGGUGGAUGUGGUUCAAUGUAUGCCAUUGAUGUUACUUCCGACAAGUUUAACACAUUAACUACAAUUAAACAACAUCAGAUGGUCAAUGAGAUCCUUAAGGAAGAUAUCCCAAAAUGGCACGGUCUGCAACUGCGAACUAAGAAGAACAAAACCAAAUAA
This is a messenger RNA of Nakaseomyces glabratus, 345 nucleotides long. RefSeq names its product Bol3p (gene BOL3). The record is from RefSeq and is a predicted model, not a curated record. Lineage: Eukaryota; Fungi; Ascomycota; Saccharomycetes; Saccharomycetales; Saccharomycetaceae. Gene Ontology annotation, cellular component: mitochondrial matrix.